Perca flavescens (yellow perch) is the source of this 4824-nucleotide messenger RNA. RefSeq names its product phosphatidylinositol 4-phosphate 5-kinase type-1 alpha. The coding region runs from base 216 to 1973 and encodes 585 amino acids. The transcript is spliced from 16 exons. Gene Ontology annotation, cellular component: plasma membrane. NCBI's taxonomy places the organism in Eukaryota, Metazoa, Chordata, Actinopteri, Perciformes, Percidae. Gene Ontology annotation, biological process: phosphatidylinositol phosphate biosynthetic process. The record is from RefSeq and is a predicted model, not a curated record. Gene Ontology annotation, molecular function: 1-phosphatidylinositol-4-phosphate 5-kinase activity.
UUAGCAGAGCAAAACACCAAACUGCUGCUUCCGCACUGUUUCCUUGUUUAUUAGUUUUAGGGAAAACAGUGCCUUUAGAAGAGAAAAGUUGUUGUUUUUUCUUCUCUGGAAACGACGAGAGCUCCUCCACAAGAUUGUCGCAGAUAUCUGACCACGUCUGAUGUCCAAGAGGGAAUUAGGAUCUGAGUUUCACCACAACAAAGUCUGAGUUCUGAAUGGCCACAGCUGCAGAGGAGCCUCCAGGGCUACAGGGCCUCUCUGGUAAUUCGACUGUGACUCGAAAAAAUGCUUCUCCCGAGAGUCCAAGCACCAGCAUGUCUCCGGCCAUGAAAAAAACGAUUGGCCAUCGUGGAAUUGAUCCCACUGGGGAGACGACGUACAAGAAGACAACAUCAUCCGCCUUGCAAGGCGCUAUCCAGUUAGGCAUCACGCACACGGUGGGCAGCUUAAGCCAAAAACCUGAGAGAGACGUGCUGCUGCAGGACUUUGAAGUGGUCGAAAGCAUCUUCUUUCCCAAAGAGGGCAGUAACCUGACACCAGCUCACCACUAUGGAGACUUCAGGUUCAAGACGUACGCCCCAAUGGCCUUCCGCUACUUCAGGGAGAUGUUUGGCAUCCGGCCUGAUGACUACAUGUACUCUCUGUGUAAUGAGCCGCUGAUUGAGCUGUCAAACUCUGGGGCCAGUGGAUCUCUCUUCUACGUCUCCAGUGAUGAUGAGUACAUCAUUAAGACAGUGCAGCACAAAGAGGCGGAGUUUCUGCAGAAACUACUUCCAGGAUACUUCAUGAACCUGAACCAGAACAAACGGACCUUAUUACCAAAGUUUUAUGGACUCUACUGCGUCCAGGCAGCGGGUAAGAACAUCCGUAUUGCAGUCAUGAACAAUCUGCUUCCGAGCGCCGUAAAAAUGCACCUCAAGUAUGAUCUAAAGGGCUCCACCUACAAGCGAAGGGCUUCAGCUAAGGAGAAGGAAAAGGCCGUGCCCACAUACAAGGACCUGGAUUUCAUGCAGGACAUACAUGAUGGGUUGUUACUGGAAGGGGACAAGUACAGUGCUGUUUGCAAGACCAUCCAGAGAGACUGUCUGCUUUUGCAAAGUUUUAAGAUCAUGGAUUACAGCCUUCUGGUGGGAAUCCACAAUGUAAAUCAGGCGUGUCAAGAACAAGCCAGCGAAGAGGCCGGGGCUGUGGACCAAAGGCGGCCACAAGGUCAAAAGUCCCUGUACAGCACUGCUAUAGAGGCCAUCCAGGCUGAGGCAGGGAGCAUGGGAUCACUGGACACAGAGGACAAAACGGGAGGAAUCCCAGCGCGAAACUCAAAAGGCGAGCGGCUGCUGGUGUAUAUUGGUAUCAUAGACAUUCUGCAGUCCUAUAGAUUAGUUAAGAAGCUUGAACACUCAUGGAAAGCUCUGGUUCACGAUGGGGAUACUGUAUCGGUUCACAGACCAAGUUUCUACGCAGAACGAUUUCAGAAGUUCAUGUGCAGUGUAGUGUUCAGGAAGCUCUCGUUAAAAACCUCGCCGUCUAAGAAGCGCCGUUUAGUGGCACAUGUUCCUUUGAGAAAGACAGCUGGCUCAGGGCCUUCUCUGUCGACCCAAACCAGCACCAACAGCCAACACCCUUUACUCCAACAUCAACUCAGCUCUGAGACCAAAGAAGACACAGAAGGAGACAAUGUCAUGCAGUCAGGUCAUCCUGACCUCCUCCCAAAGACCUUACUGCCCAGUGAUGCUGUUGGCACCGCUACUGAAACAGCUGUCUCCUCUUCCUUGGAAAACCUUGGAUUUGCUUCCACAAGCCACCCUCUGCCUCACUCUCAGGAUGCCUACAAGUCAGUGGGAGUGGAUUUAAACAACACAUUGAGCAAAGACAAGGAGCACAGCACCACCAAGAGAGCUCAGUAUGAAGAAAGUUCUGAGGAUGUGAUCUCACUCAGUGACAUUGUUUCUGAUGCAAGCAAAUGCUCUGUAUAGAAAAAUGAACUCAAAUGAAUCGAGACACACUUGGAGGAUGUUAUUAGCAUGGAUGAAAUGUUACAACCCUGCCUUGGUGUGAUUUGAGGUAAAGUUUUUCAGCGAGACCAAGGGGGAUAUUAAAUGUUUUUUUGUUGUUUGGUUUUUGCACUUUGAUUUCCAAAUCACAAGAUGGUAUGAGCAUGUAAGUGGGCGGUUGUGUUCUGACACUAGUAAUUGUCAGUACAUUAAUGCUGUGGUUAUUGAACACUAUUAUUCAUCUCGUAGGAAUGCUUCUAUGCACAACCAAAGAUUGCUCUUGGCACUAACGGCUCAAUUCAGCCAGCUUUCAAUGUAGAGUGUAAAAUGAGGACUUUGCCUUAAUUGAGAAUGUCUUUAUUUAAGCUUUGUUAUUUCAAAUUAUUAUUAUGUUUUUUUAACUAAUUCCUCUUUUGUGUUUACCAAAUUGUUGUAGCUUAUCCUCAUGCAUUCUUGGCUCUGCUACAUGUUUGACUCAGAUGCUUUAACACAAACUAUGUGAUUUGGGUUGGGAACACAGUUUUAAAUAAAAGGUUUUUAUUUUUUAAAGAAAUUACUUUACUGGGUAAGCUGCCAUUUUUUUAAGCCUACUCUGAAUGCAUAUCAUGCUGGAACAAGAGGUGAUCCUCAGCUUGAGGUGUCUAUUUAACCAGCUAUUCUGAUAAUGGACUGUGAAUCCUAAAUGUGACCUCAUGUUCAGGUCAAAGAGUUAUAUUAAAAUCAUUUUUUUAUACUUAUCUGUAUGAUCUGAUAUCAGUUUCAGGUUUAGUAUGUAGACUGGCUUAUGUCCAAAUGUGACCAAAUAACUGAUGCAAGGAGCAGUUUGUGUUUUAAGGCUUUUGGGUAAUUUUAUACAAAAGAACCACCUCCUCCCUGAUCAGUUGUGAAGGGGGAAAUGAAUCACAUUCUUAACAGGAGCUCAAUUAACAAAAACACAUUAUUCACUUUAAAGUGUCAUGUACGAAAGAGCAUGACAUUGUUACAAAUGUGGUACAAUCACUUGGUUUUUCAUUAUAAUUUAUUAUAUUAAAAAACGUACUAUAGUAAAUGUUUGCAGUAUAAGCAGGUGUCCCAAUGUGGCUAUAAAAUAGAACGGAAACUAAAAGAGCAGAGCGUAGCUAACUUUUAGAUGUACCUGCAGUAAAUAAAAUGUACUGUUUCAUGGUAUUUCUAUUGAUUCAGUGCAGCUUACAGUAUGUACAUAUUCUAACACUGCAGACCUGGAGAACAUAACACAACUUUGUAAGUAGUUAUAUUUUAUAUAAUCAUAAAUUGCAUUGUUGGUGUUAUUUAUACUAAGCAUCUGAAACCAGCCCCCACUAAUAUCAUCCAGUUGCUACAGCAAUAGCAGUUUUAGACAUGCAGGUCAGUCCAACCUGCACCAUCUAAAGGCAAAAGUUUAGCAGCAGUUUAGACCUGAAGAGUGAUUUGCACCACCUACAGGCAAAGAAAGUGACAGCUUCAGCAACUUUGUCACAGUUGCCACCUUACGACCAAUGAGUGCAAGAACAGUUUGUUUGUUUUUGGAUGGUGUUAGUAUGUGAAUGUUUGCCGUUUUAUUUUUUAUAUUUUAACCCCACGAAACGUUUUGAUUGAUUGGUAUAGUUUAUCCUCUGUCCUGGUUACUUUGGAGAAAGGAGAUUGUAUUUGUCCAAAGAAAGAAACCCAGAUGGGGAUACACUGGCCAAAAUAAAAUUAGCAAUGUAGUUUGGUAGGAGUUUUGACUUUGCUGCUAAAUAUAUAAACAUGGGUGAUACUGCAUUUUCUUAAAGUAUUUCUAAUACACUUUUCUACUAUUUGCGGUAGGUCACUGCUAAAAGUAAAAAAACGAUGUAGGUCACUCAAUAUAAUAUGGAUUACUCAAAUUUGAGUUGUUAUGUUAACCACAUAUUAAAGCCUAUAUAUUUUCACACUGAUGUAUUGCUUUUAUUCAUAAUUCACUUUUGUUGAUUUGUUGCAUGCCCCAACCAAGGUAUAGUUGUAAUUUUGUCACUAUCAAAAUGUUGAUGGCUGCCUGGUGUGUGAAAGUAAAAAGACAAAACUGUUCAGUCUACUUUUUGUAAACUCAAACUGGUAGAUGUAUUGGUGCUUCGAUACAAGUUAGCACUCAAAAUGGGUGUGCGAUGUUUAACAUUUAUAAAUGUUUGAUGUUUCAAAAUGCAGAAAUGUAUUAGAAUACAUUUUUUGUCCGAAAGCAUACUUAUUAAAUAAGUCAUUUGAAAGAUGCUUCAACUAUGCAACAAUAUUUGUUUACAGCAUAUAAAUAUUUCUGAAUGAAUAGAUGGUGCAAUACAUUUAAUGAAUUAUAAUUUUUCCAACUAAGAUAAGAUGAAUAAGCAUAAUUUGGGUAUUUUAAUUCAUCCUGUAAAUGGUAUGUGGAGUUUUUUUUCAUUAUGCUGGCAGUUCUAUCAAACUGUCAAACAAUGCUUUGUCCCUGUAUUUAAAGUGAAACUGUGUUUUUGUAAAAAAAACUCCUAUGAACCCAACUUGUACAUAAUCAUAUGUAUUAUAGUAUUUAUUACUGUAUGUAUUGCUCUGGUGUCCAAAAUGUUUAUCAAUAGUGAUUACAGAUUGAAAAUGUGCCUUUCUGCACAACACGCCUGUAUCUAAGUCUGUUUUAAUGUUAUAGAGUAAAACCUUUGUUUUCUGUAUACUUUGUUAAUUGGUCUUCACUUGCCUUUGAAUUAUAUACAAUAAAUCGGUGCCCAUCUGUAUGCAAGAAUCACAACAAAGCUUUUUUUUUACACAAUGUAUUUAUAAGUCCUCUAUCUUGCUCUUUUGGGGAUGUCAUGUUUUUGUACACUUGUACCCGAUUAAACAAAAAAAGAUGUUG